Messenger RNA from Carcharodon carcharias (great white shark), 2731 nucleotides. RefSeq names its product ras-related GTP-binding protein D-like. Gene Ontology annotation, biological process: regulation of autophagy; cellular response to starvation; positive regulation of TOR signaling. The coding region runs from base 96 to 1361 and encodes 421 amino acids. Gene Ontology annotation, molecular function: GTPase activity; GTP binding. The record is from RefSeq and is a predicted model, not a curated record. Lineage: Eukaryota; Metazoa; Chordata; Chondrichthyes; Lamniformes; Lamnidae. The transcript has 7 exons. Gene Ontology annotation, cellular component: Gtr1-Gtr2 GTPase complex; nucleus; lysosome.
ACUAUCAGGUGACAGUGAAAAACAGUAACAGUAAAGUCUUGCUCGGGAAAGCUGCGCUAGAAUGAGCAGGUUGGGGGUGGAGGACUGCGGGGAGGAUGAGGACAGCGAGUGCGGCUCUAUCGGGCUGGAGUUCGCUUAUGGGGGAGAAGCUGAGUGUAACAUCGUGGAUGGAGACCCCGACAACCCAGCAGCACCCGGUGAGGGUAUGUACAGUGCAGUCAGCCACCCAACUGAUCGCUUCUGAUAAACUCGUCCAUCUAGUAGUCACCCCAGUCACACUCCCUGUCAUUGUCAUAGGAAUGCUAUCAACUGUUAUGCACUUCAGUGAUGACUACUGCACAGAGGUCAAACCCAGGAUCCUGCUAAUGGGAUUGAGAAGAAGUGGAAAAUCUUCUAUCCAGAAAGUAGUCUUCCACAAAAUGUCGCCUAAUGAGACACUCUUCCUAGAAAGUACCAACAAAAUCUGUCGGGAUGAUAUCGCCAACAGCUCUUUUGUUAAUUUUCAGAUCUGGGACUUUCCUGGGCAGAUUGAUUUUUUUGAUCCAACAUUUGACUAUGAGAUGAUCUUCAGAGGGACAGGGGCCUUGAUAUUUGUGGUUGACUCACAGGAUGAUUACAUGGAGGCUUUGGCCAGACUGCAUCUCACGGUGUCCAGGGCAUACAAGGUAAACAAAGAGAUCAAUUUUGAAGUUUUCAUCCAUAAAGUAGAUGGUUUAUCUGAUGAUCACAAGAUAGAAACGCAAAGAGAUAUCCACCAACGAGCAAAUGAUGACCUUGCAGAUGCUGGCUUGGAAAAACUUCACCUCAGUUUCUAUUUGACAAGUAUUUAUGACCAUUCAAUAUUUGAAGCAUUUAGCAAAGUGGUGCAGAAACUGAUUCCUCAACUUCCAACAUUAGAGAAUCUAUUAAACAUCUUCAUCUCAAAUUCAGGAAUUGAAAAAGCCUUCCUCUUUGAUGUAGUCAGCAAAAUCUACAUUGCAACAGACAGUAUACCAGUAGACAUGCAGACUUAUGAACUCUGCUGUGACAUGAUAGAUGUUGUAUUUGACAUAUCCUGCAUAUACGGGCUUCGAGAAUUUGGUGGAGGAAGCACAUAUGACAAAGAAUCUGUAGCAAUCAUAAAACUGAACAAUACAACAGUUCUUUAUCUAAAAGAAGUGACAAAAUUCCUUGGUCUAGUAUGUUUUCUUAGGGAAGAAAGUUUUGAGCGCAAAGGUUUGAUAGACUACAAUUUUCAUUGUUUUCGCAAAGCUAUUCAUGAGAUUUUUGAAGUUCGCACGACCAUACUUAGGUGCCGCAAACAGCACAGAGGACUGCAAAGAAGCAAAUUGGGAACUCCCAAUGGCACACUUGGACCUUAGUCAUAAAGAUUGCUAUGUUCACGGUGUUUCAGUGAUGCUAAGUAGCUAUACUGUGAAAACAAUGCACUCAUAUGCUUGAAGAUAUUGCUCAGGAUACUAGUACUGAUAGAGAAAUUUCUCUAAAGCAAGCACUUCGUAAAAGGUAUAUUUUUCUUUAGCAGAUGCUGAAAAUCAGUAUUUAUCAUAUGUAACUUCUAUGUAUUACAAAAUUUCUUCCUGCUGAAAUUGUAGUAGUUUAGUUCCAAGCAAAUUAAAUCCAGUUUAAUAUGCUGUAGCUUUCCGUGUUCAUAGGACAUGGGUUGACAAUUUCAGAGAAUGUCAAGUUUCUGACAUUUUAAUCUCAUGCCAGUGCACCCAGCUUUAGAGACCCUACACUUUGUUUUUAUCUCCAUUUUUCUCUGUUACUGUCCUAAAUAGGUUCAAUGGCACCUCAGGCACCAGCGAGGCUGUAACCAUGAAGACUUUUUACAGAGAUAAAUGUGGCCGUCCAGUUUGUUUUGUUGUCCAUUGUAGGGUUACAAAUCAGGAGAUGGGUCAUUGCCACUUUAAAUGACUUUCUUUGCAGUAGCUCGACUGAACUGCAUUUCUUAUUUUAACAAAUCACAAGACGGAGAAAUGUUACUGAGGUAGCUGUCAUUGGCUUAAUCCUGUCUAGUACCUUAUCUAAGUAGCCAUUCUUUAUGAGAGACAAGAGGUAAGGCCUUCAGAGUUAGCAGGCAAGUCCAUGUAUAGGAAGCAACACAGCCAAGCUUGAUACUGUCCAUGCAUGAUGUUCACACACACAUAAACUCUUCCAGGAGGAGUUGAUGAUUACUAGCAGGGCAUGACUGAAUUUUUACCCCUUGUUAGUGCAGGUGUGUUGACAUUUGUUGGGAUUCAGCUAAACAUCUUGGCCUGCACAGCCUCAUUCCAUACUGGGCAGUAUACAUUCCAACUGUGGCACUGAGAGGGUAAAGAGUUGCUGCUGUCCUUCAAAGCUGUUGGCUCGGAACCACUACAAAAUAAUUGCAGUACAGGUUUGUAUUUAGCAUUGAGAUUCCUGAGUACAAGUUGAGUUGAGACCAUGGAAUGGAGCUACCUCCAUUUACCUCUCCCUGCCCUGGAUUGUAAGGAGGAUCUCUCAGAGGUGAGUACUUCAUAAGGUACCGGGGCUCCAAUACCCUGUUUUUUUUUUACUGAAACCAAAGAGUACAAAUGCUGUAAAACUAAGCAGAAGCCUGGUCCUUUUUGAGUGACUAGUACUGACAUGUGACAAUGCGCUAUGUUUACUAUGCUGUUUAUCAAUUGGAUGUCAAGUCUAUUAUGUAGCUGGCUAUUUUUAUUUUUUUGUUCUGGCUGAAAAAGUAAAAUAAUAUGCUGAUUUUAAAAAA